Messenger RNA from Paramecium sonneborni, 617 nucleotides. The record is from the annotation of a GenBank genome assembly. Lineage: Eukaryota; Ciliophora; Oligohymenophorea; Peniculida; Parameciidae.
AUGGGCUGUGCAUCUACAAGGUCUAAAAUAGAAAAAAUUAAGCAAGAUUUGAAAAUAAAGGAAAGACAAGUAGGAAAAUUAAAUGAUGAGCUUGGGAGAUUAGAUAAAUAGAUUGAAAAAUUGUAAACUGAGGGUAGAGAAGAUGAAGUACAAUUAAAAGUACAAGGUAAAAAUCUAUUGAUUCAUAUUUUAUUUAAGAUUAUGAACAAAUGAAGAAAGAAAAAACUUUGCUUACAAAUGAUAUUCAGCGUAGAAAAAAGACUUUAAAACAGCUUGAGGAAACUAUUAAUAAAAAUAACAGUCUUAUAGAUUAAAAUGACCUUGAUAAAAAAUAAAUUGAUAAGAAAAAAUAGCAAGCAGAAUACUUAAUAGUAAGAUAAAAACAGGAGGAAAAGCUUGCAAAAAUUGGUGAUGCAAACGAAGAUUUGAUGAAUGAAGAAGAAAGAUAAGAAUAGAAUGAAUAAUAAUACAAAAGAGUUCCAAAUAGUUAAAAAAGAAUAAUAUAAGAAUAUCCUCCUCCUAAUGCCAUGUAUUAAUUUAAAUCAUUGGAAACUUAAUAAAAUAAAAUCAAUAAUCAACCAUAAAUUCAAAAAGUUUAAUCAGGAAUUUAUAAUUGA